AUGUUAACGCCAACGUUGAGGAUAGGUGAUUGCGCUGGUGGACAUCGGCUAGAAAAUCGAGGUAAAAAUCGGGAUGUGAUGGUGGUACCUCCCGAUCAUGCUCGACCGUAUUUGCAAACGUUACAUGGUGAAAGCAAGGAUUACACUUAUAUCAAUGCGGUUGAAGUGGACGGAUUUAGGCGAAAAAGUGAAUUUAUUGUCACCGAAUGGCCGAAAACCUCAACGCUGGAUAGUUUCUGGACACUGGUAUUCGAUCACAGCUGUCACACCAUCGUGAAUUUGAGUAAUCAGGGUCAUUCUCGAGUUAGUUCACCUUUUCUUUGGAUUAUGACAGUGAUAAGAUCCCACUAG
Molecule: messenger RNA, 351 nt
Organism: Gongylonema pulchrum
Lineage: Eukaryota; Metazoa; Nematoda; Chromadorea; Rhabditida; Gongylonematidae
Source: the annotation of a GenBank genome assembly